This is a messenger RNA of Orbilia oligospora ATCC 24927, 1089 nucleotides long. RefSeq lists its product as uncharacterized. Bases 1 to 1089 code for a protein of 362 amino acids. NCBI's taxonomy places the organism in Eukaryota, Fungi, Ascomycota, Orbiliomycetes, Orbiliales, Orbiliaceae. The transcript is spliced from 3 exons. The record is from RefSeq and is a predicted model, not a curated record.
AUGUUGAUGCAGAAGGAGUUGUCGAAUCCCUUCAUAUCUCGUCGUCAGCAGUCUGCUCUUCAGGGGGCCUGCCCGAGUGGAGGACAAUGGUACGCGUGUGAUGCCAAAACGUCCAGUGGUUUCGUCGGAUGCUGUACUGUCAAUGCUUGUACUAGCGUUGGUUGUGCUGCUGGGAAUUUGAGGAGUGCCACGUUGGGAACUAUUCCUCAAGGUAGCACGUCCGAUCAAGCAUGCCCAUUUGGCGGUUUAUUCUACACCUGCGUGAGCCCGCCCGCAGGUGCCAAUUUUUGGGGAUGUUGCAAGUCCGCUCCCUGUGACACCGGGUGUCCAACGGAAAAUUUGACAUCGGCAGCACUUGCUCAGACGCCCAAUAACCCAUUCCUACCGUCAACAUCUUCAAAUCCUGGGGGUUCUAAUCCUGAUUCCGAUGAUGAUGGCACACCAGUAGGAGCUAUUGUGGGAGGAGUGGUGGGAGGAGUUUUGGGACUUGCUUUGGUCGGAGUUCUUAUCUGGUGGCUUCUACGAAAGAAGAAGGCCGAGAAGAAGGAUGCUCCGGCAGUGCCCAUGGCUUUCAAUCCUCAUAGCCAACAAGCCGACCCCGGUUCGAACGUCCCACUGACCUACCCCGAAGUCGUUGAUCAUUAUGCCGGCACAUCACCACAACCAACCAAGCAGAACUUCGCACCAUCCGCCUUCACUUCUCCAGCUCUACCACAAUACAGUGAUAGAAGGGCAUCACACGAACUCGGAGGCAGUGGAGGUUAUGACAAUGGUUAUAUCAGUCCCAUGCACAGUCCCGGAUUUGUUGAUCAGCGCGGUCAAGGAUCUCGUCCCAUGUCGUAUGAACUUCACGGAACUGGUAGCCCUGGUAUUCCUCAAAAGGGAAUGGCACACCACACACCAUCCAUCAUGUCCACUGCAGUUUCCGAACUUCCAGCCGAAGAUAUGAGGUAUUCGCAGGUUUCUAGCAUGCGAUAUAGCGGACAGCCACCAGCGAGCCCGCCUCCACCCCCACCGAAUAACGAUCCUAGCGGAGCCGGGUUGGGAUUGUCGAUGGGAGGACAGUCCGGAGAGAGGACAGAAAAUUAA